Amorphotheca resinae ATCC 22711 is the source of this 807-nucleotide messenger RNA. RefSeq lists its product as hypothetical. The record is from RefSeq and is a predicted model, not a curated record. The coding region runs from base 1 to 807 and encodes 268 amino acids. The transcript has 2 exons. Lineage: Eukaryota; Fungi; Ascomycota; Leotiomycetes; Helotiales; Amorphothecaceae.
AUGGCCUCCUCUCUUUUCGCGCGCCUUCAAGGCUGGCCUCAAAGCAUCUCCACUCACCCUCUAAUUCAAAACCAUUCUACCGCCCUUGUUACCCUUGCUGCACUCUCCGGCCCUCUGCUUAGACUGAUUUACAUUUCCCACGCCGACUACCGCGCCUGGCUCCGCGUCGGACGGGGCGGCCUGCCAUACAAUGCGUUUGGAUGGCUCAUACAACUACUUCUGACGCCACUGAGAGGCCCUCGCCUGGACACGGGCUGCUACGAUAAUCCAAAGGCUGUAGCGAAAGCAGGCCCCCAAGCAUUGGUAUCCUAUCUGGAAGAGGAAGAUGUCCCAGAACGUCAAGGCCCACGACCAUCAAUAUGUCAUUGGCUCCUUCCUCAGCGGCAGCUGGACAGCCGCUCUUCUGAAGAAUCCAAGACGAGACGUGAGAGUUUCAUGCGCAGUCUUGCCGAAGCUGAUCCCACUAGACUCUCAGUCAACACCUCAGCUCUAGAGCGUGGGGGAUUAGCGCUUUUUGUUAACCUUGAUGUCGAGAAGCACCCAAGUGCUCGAUGGACUAAGAAUGAGAUUGCACACCUUCAUCCAGGGGAUGGCUCCAUGCAUGUGAGCCUCGCGCCGCUGGAUGCUAAGCUUGUGAUUGAGAGGGGGUGGGGCGAGCGAUUCGGACUCGGUGGGACGCUUCUCCCUGCGACCUAUAUCAUGGUUUAUGCGCCUAAGUCUGGCGAGAACGAAGAAGCAGAAACGGUGGUUAUAGAGAAGAUUAUCAAUGCUGGGAUGAAGUUCAUGCUUGGUGAGAGAAAAGAGUAG